GCAAUGAAUUCAAGACAAAUGGCUGAACCAGCUGCUACCUCCAGUGUGUGUGCAGCCCCCUUCAGGAGAGUGCUGCUUUCACAGCAGGAGUUGGGAACUUCUGGGUGGAGCAGCUCGUGGGCUGCCACAUUUCCAGUUUCCAGCUGCUGAGCCAGGUCUGACUGGUGCAGAUGUUCAUAACCCUGAGCAAGGACUGGCAGUUCAGGAACUCCUUUGUGCAUGGUUCAGCCACAGCUGCUUCAGCAAGGAAUAAGGAUCUGCAUCUUCCUUUCCCUUCUGGCCUGGACUUGGAGCAUGGCAUGGAAAUACUUAGCAGGAGGCAUUGAAUAAAAUAUGACCAUUCUUCUUUACUGAAGCCAAGCAGCAGCUACAAAGGAGCAGGAACAGCAAAAGGCCUGAGCACACCUGAACUGCUCUGAAAGCCUGAGAGCACCUGAUGCCCUUGAGUCACGAAUUGUCCAGCACAGACAUCUCACCCUCCUACCUGGACAGGAAGGCCUGGGAGACACUGACAGCAGGAUUCUACCAAGGUCGUGAUGCCAGAGGGAUCCACGGAAGAGCUCAGCACAGCCUGUGAGAGCCAAGGGACGGAGCCUGCUGGGCUGCUGGCUCCCAGGAGAGGCAGGACACUGGUGACAGGAGGUGGAGGCUACCUGGGAUACAAUCUGGGAUGUGCCCUUGUCAGCUCAGGAAUUGCUGUUGUGCUCUUUGAUCUUCGCAAACCCAAAUGGGAAAUCCCACGCGGAGCGGAUUUCUUCAAGGGUGAUGUGAGGGAUUAUGAAGCAGUGUUCAAAGCAUGUGAAGGGGUUGACUGUGUUUUCCAUGUAGCUGCAUGUGGGAUGUCAGGAUUGGAACAACUUCAAAAGAAAGAUCAGAUUGAAUCCAUAAAUGUUGGAGGCACAAAAAUAAUAAUUGAUGUCUGCAAACAAAGAAAUAUCCCUAGACUGAUAUAUACCAGUACAGUGAAUGUGGUGUUUGGAGGGAAUCCUAUUGAAGAAGGAGAUGAAGAAACUGUACCAUAUUUUCCACUGGAAAAGCAAUUUAAUCAUUAUUCCAGAACCAAGGCAAUUGCAGACCAGAUGGUUCUUGCUGCUAAUGGAACUUUACUCAAAGGAGGGGACAAGCUCCACACGUGUGUGCUUCGCCCGCCGGGCAUCUACGGACCCGAAGAGCAGCGGCACCUGCCUCGAGUAGCUAUAAACAUCCAGCGGAGACUUUUUAACUUCAAGUUUGGGAAUCACAAGGUUCAGAUGAACUGGGUUCACAUAGGAAAUCUGGUGCAAGCUCAUUUACUGGCUGCUGAGGCUCUCACCUCUGAGAAGGGCUAUGUAGCUAGUGGCCAGGCUUAUUACAUCCAUGAUGGUGAAAAUGUCAUCUUCUCUGAGUGGAUUGUGCCUUUGUUUGAAAAAUUAGGCUACAGGAAACCCUGGAUACAUAUUCCUGUUCUCCUGGCUCAUAUAGCAGCCACUGUGAUGGAAUAUUUGCACCUGAUACUAAAGCCAGUUUUUAGCUUUACACCUUUCUUGACGAGGAAUGAGGUGUGGAAUGUCACCGUAACUCACACUUUCCGAAUAGACAAGGCACGAAAUCAGCUCGGUUACAAACCAAAGAAAUUCUCAUUCGCUGAUUCUGUGGAUCAUUACCUAAAAACAAGACCUACCUGCCAAGAAGAUCACACAUUCCUUAAAAUGGUGUUUGUUUUUGGCAUUUUGUUAAGUUUUGUCAUUCUUUCUUUCUUCUAAAAUCAAAUGACUACUCACCUGUUCCAGAAAACUUCAUUUUGUUUCUGAGUAUUAAUUAUCUGGUCAUGGUACAUUCCUCAGCCACUCUGGACUUUGUUAUUCAUAUUACUAUGAUGACACUUCUCUGACCUCAUUAAAAAAGAAAAAAAAAAAACCAAAGAAAAAACAACUAGAAAAGUGAAAACAUAGGAUGUAUCAGGAAAUGUUCCCCAAGAGCAACACAGUGUUACAGCAAAGGAGGUCACCACAAAUGGGUGCAGGAAUAGUUUUAAUGGACCUUCAUUAAGUGAUGUUUCAUGCUGGGAAGCAUUUUCUAAAAAUGAUAAUUCAGGAGGGUGAGAAGGUGGAAGAAGAGGAACUGGACAACAGGACACCAGUGCUGUAACAAAUCCCGUAGCUCCAGUGAAGAAAAGUGUGACUAAACAACUCUUCUGAUGAAGCUACAGCUACUGUCAGUUAGCCUGAGGAAUUACAGAGACCUGGGAAACAGUGGAAAAAUAUGGAAAGUAAAUAUUUAUAAAUAAUAGGUGAUUAGAGGAGUGAAAAAUCACAUUUAUGUAAAAUAGUUGUAUUGUUCUAAAGCUUUGUAAAAAUGUAAUAAAUAUCAUUAUGUGUGUUUGUACAUCAAAUAAUAUCCUUUCAAUGCAAUAAUAAAUAAUAACUGAACG
Molecule: messenger RNA, 2410 nt
Organism: Agelaius phoeniceus (red-winged blackbird)
Lineage: Eukaryota; Metazoa; Chordata; Aves; Passeriformes; Icteridae
Product: putative short-chain dehydrogenase/reductase family 42E member 2
Biological process (GO): steroid biosynthetic process
Molecular function (GO): oxidoreductase activity, acting on the CH-OH group of donors, NAD or NADP as acceptor
Source: RefSeq, a predicted model, not a curated record